Molecule: messenger RNA, 1830 nt
Organism: Penicillium taxi
Lineage: Eukaryota; Fungi; Ascomycota; Eurotiomycetes; Eurotiales; Aspergillaceae
Exons: 1
Coding region: 1-1830 (609 amino acids)
Cellular component (GO): extracellular region
Molecular function (GO): IgE binding
Source: RefSeq, a predicted model, not a curated record
AUGUGGAGUGCGUUCAUAGCACUCGUGUUUGUUGGCGUCGAUUACGCCUCAGCACACAUCUAUGGCCAUAGGCACAUACAUCGAUCGAAUGGGUACAAUCUACCUGCAGACGUGCUAGAGCCCAGAGACUUGAACCAAUUUGACGCUAUCCACAUGCCCACUGAUCCGUCAAUCGAAUUUCGAACCCUCACUACGACUGUAUAUGCAGAUUGUGUGGAACUUGCUACCACAUCGGCUUUCCUCCGUAAGAUUCUAGAUGUGCCUGUACGGGAGCCAACACAAGCCAAGUCAGAAUAUUCUCAAGUCAUGGCUCAUUGGUCUAAGUCUUCUGCAUUUGAGCCGACUCCGAAUGUCCUCACGACUAUCACUGAGAUAGAUGUUGUGACUGAGGCGGGCAUUAGCACAAGAAAAUCUCAGUCAACAUCAUUUCCCACCCUCGAAAGUAAUACUGCGAGCACUGGCACACGAGUUCCAAAGCCUUUGAUUAUGCACGGAACUGCACGACCUACGUCAAACACAAACAGAACAGAGUCACCUAGUCACUUAGCCAGUGUCAAUGGUGGUACAGCGAGUACUAGUACUAGAAGACUAAGUCAUUCCAUCAAUCAUGGCAUUGCACAACCUACAGCAAUCACCUCAACUCAUACUUCUGCAUCUGCUACCCAUCUCAGUCCUACAAAAACACGGUCCAGCACCAGUAGAACUGCUAUAAAAACGGGUUCUCACACGACCAUCGGGUCCAUAAAGCAUGAUGCUCAGCGACCUGUCUCUAACAAAACCAGAACAGAGUCUUCACCUCACAGCAAAACUGGUGCCACCGGUGGCAAAUCAAUCACUGGCACUAAAAUACCAGGCCAUCCAACGAAGCACGGUAUUGAGCGACCUGUACCAACCACCACAAACCGUGAGCCUGCAUCUGGUAUCGAGCCGAAUUCUGCGAAGACACAUACCAGUAUCACAAGCCGCCCUACAGAAAUGGGAACUGCCUCAUUUAUACCACCAAUUCACCAUUUUGAAGACCGACCUGUAUCCGAAACAACUCACACGAAGCCCGAACCUGGCCUCCUAGGUCUCCCCCGUCUGCCAGACAUACUUCCUGCAACAGCAGUACUUGAAAUUCCAUCGGAGAUAGGCGAAGCCCUUGAUCCACAGAACUCGCCUCUCCCAGAUGACAUGCAGUGGACAUCGAUUCCAAAAGACGGAGCAUUCUCUACAGAUGGAUUUGGAGGACGCACCUUGCCAAAAGGCACAGAGAUCGGAUACAAAGGCAACGUCGGCAUACCAUGGGGCAGCAACAUAAUCGCCGUCAGCCCGACUGAAGCACACCGGUACAAAUACGUGGUCCAAUUCUCUGGUCCCAAAUUCGAGCCCUGGACAGUGCUUCUUUGGAACAAAAUUGGCCCUGACGACAAGAUAGAUGGGUGGUAUGGGCAUUCUGCCUUGGAGUUCGUUCUGGCACCCGGUGAGACUGAGUACGUUGCCUUUGACGAGGAUUCAAUAGGUGGAUGGGGUGCAGCACCUGGGAACAGUAUUCCUAUUGAUCAGUUUGGUGGAUACACCUCUACUUGGGGCGAGUUUUCGUUUGGUGACAAGGAGAAUAAAGGCUGGUCGGGCUGGGAUGUUUCUGCAAUCCAGGCACAGAUUGCACAUCAGGAUGUACAAGGGAUGCGCAUCUGUCAGGCUGAUGGGAUGGGUUGUUCGAUUAUAACGCCUCAAGCUAAGAAUGUGGUCAAUGCUUAUACGGAGUCACAACGUCACGAAGAUGGGAUUGGGGGCGCUUCUUCUCCUGGUCCAGUUCGAUUGGUGGCUCAGCUUGACUAUCAAGAGUAG